Messenger RNA from Zea mays, 2341 nucleotides. Its product is annotated as protein CHLOROPLAST IMPORT APPARATUS 2. Bases 574 to 2031 code for a protein of 485 amino acids. Gene Ontology annotation, cellular component: nucleus. The transcript is spliced from 3 exons. NCBI's taxonomy places the organism in Eukaryota, Viridiplantae, Streptophyta, Magnoliopsida, Poales, Poaceae. Gene Ontology annotation, biological process: regulation of DNA-templated transcription. Gene Ontology annotation, molecular function: protein binding. The record is from RefSeq and is a predicted model, not a curated record.
UUCGCUUGAACCCUUUCUUCCUCCUCAUCCCCCAAGCCCCAACCAGCUCCAAUUCCCCCCCCCCCCCCCCCCCCCCAUACAAUAUCUUUUCUCUCUCAUCCUCCAAAGGACCAAGAAGUACCAUUUCUGCUCUCUCCAUUCGUCUCCAAUCCCAACACAGCUUCUCAAUUCAGUUCAGGGAAUUCUCCCUUUUCUUUUGUUUUGCUCUAGUGCUCUUGGCUGUUUACUCCGCUUCUUAUCCUCUUCUCUCCACAGAAGAGGAGUGCAUGUGCAGCAGCUGUAAAGACAGUAUUUUUUUUUCACCUCAUCUUCUCCCAAGGUGUUGUUGGUGCCCCAGGUGGAGGCAACUGCCAAAGUGUUUGGGUUUCUUGAAUGUUAGGCUUUUUUGGGGAGGAGGAAAGGGCUUGAUCGAUUAGGUUGUUCAGCCAUUCUUGCCCCAGUGUUCUUGGAUUCAUGGUCGUGGAAUUAAUCCAAGGGUAGCUGGAGGCUGGAGCUGCUCCAUUUCCCUUCCGAGAAAACGAAGGCGAAGGCGAUCGUUUGAACGGUUACAGCUGUUGCCGUUGAGCCGGUGCAAUGUCGUCUUCCUGCAUGCCGACGGGCCUGCGGCUGGACCUGGACAUGGUGAAGGCGGCGGCGUCGCCGGGCGCGCACUCGUCGCCGCUGCGCCCGGUGCACUCGUCGCCGUCGUCGACGCUGUCGGAGGCGUCCAACGCGUCGUCGUCGGCGACGUCCGUGUCGCUGAAGCGGGCGCGCGCGCCGCGGAAGCGGCCGAACCAGGCGUACAACGAGGCCGCCGCGCUGCUGGCGUCCAUCCACCCCUCCGUCUUCCCCGUCAAGAAGAGCCCCAAGACGGCGCCGCCGCGCCCGCCGUCGUCGCGGCAGCUCUCCGGGCUCGCGGCGGCGCUCGACGCCUCCUCCUCCGACCUCCUCCCGCCGCUCCCCGUCCUCGCCGACUCCGCAUUCCUGCUCCGAGACAUACCCGCGCCGUCGCCGCUGCCGCAGCCGCAGAGCCCGUCCGCCGCCAAGAACUGCUCGUCGCCGGCCCCCGUGAGCAGCGCGUUCCGGGACUUCCGCGACCCGGCGCCGUCGCCGGCGAGCCCCGACACCGUCGACGUCAACGAGCUCGGCGAGAUCGACUUCGACGACGACGGCUUCGACGCCGAGUCCAUCCUCGACGUCGAGGAGGCCGCGGCCGCGGCCGAGGGCCUCGACGGCAUCAUGGGCAGCCUCACCGUCGAGAGCAACAGCACCGCCGCCACCACGUCCGAUGACUCCAUCCUGUCCAGCUCCGGCAUCCACCCCUACCUCAGGAGCCUCAUGGUGGUCGGCCUCGCCGGCAGGUUCGAGCUCGGCCUCGGGUCCCGGCACGGCGCUCGGCCCAACCUCAACCGCGCACUGAAGCGGCGGGACGACGAUGGCGCCUGGUGGAUGUGGCCGGCAGUGCCGGUAAAGGACCUAACGGUUGCACCACCGACACCGCCGGCGUCAAACGCCGCAGUGUCACAGCCACAGCCCGCCGCCGCUCCGGAGAAGAACAAAAGCAAGAAGAAGAAGGUGGUGAAGGUGGAGAAGGUCAUGAUGGGGGCGAAGGGAAAAGAGGAGCUGCUUCCCAGCGCGAAAUGCAAGGAGGAGGAAGCUGAUGGCGACGGCGACGCUGAAAGCGCGCCGGUGAAGGCGCCAAAGACCGGGCUGGGGCUGAAGCUGGACGCCGACGAGGUGCUCAAGGCGUGGUCCGACAGAGGGUCCAUGUUUGCCGAGGGAAGCGCGCCGGAGUCGCCGACAUCGGUCGCCGAAGCGCGGGCCAAGCUCUCAGACAUGGACCUGUUUCCGGAGAACGAAGCCGGCGCCGGCGCCGGCGGCGUCAGGGAGGCCAGCGUGCUGCGGUACAAGGAGAAGAGGCGCACCCGGCUCUUCUCCAAGAAGAUCCGGUACCAGGUGCGCAAGGUGAACGCCGACUGCCGGCCUCGGAUGAAGGGGAGGUUUGUUAGGAGCCCGUCUCUUCUUCGGCAAGCCCUGGAGGAAGAGAGCUAGCUAGACAGACACAGGCAGUGGUCCUCGCUAGCCUUUUCUUUUCUUUUAGUUUUUUUUUUCAAAGCAACUUUUUGUUCCUCUAGUUCCUCGUUAGCUAAGACUAAGAGAUGUGAGUGAGAAAUUUUCCCAGUUUUUUUUUUGUUUCAUCGGAGUUUUGCUCUGGAGAGGAUAGGUGAGGAUGGCUUUAGCGUGGGUUGUCAUGGCAUGGUGGUCACAUAGUUUGUCUCAGGUUUACAAUGUGAGAGGUAAAGGAAGGAAAUAAAGCGGUGUUAGAAGAACAUACCGUCAUACAGCAAGCAGCUCCAGAUGA